Messenger RNA from Populus euphratica (Euphrates poplar), 1411 nucleotides. RefSeq names its product probable aldo-keto reductase 1. The transcript is spliced from 7 exons. Lineage: Eukaryota; Viridiplantae; Streptophyta; Magnoliopsida; Malpighiales; Salicaceae. The record is from RefSeq and is a predicted model, not a curated record. Bases 125 to 1171 code for a protein of 348 amino acids. Gene Ontology annotation, cellular component: cytoplasm.
CCUUGCCGCGGCUCUAUUACAUAAAGAGUUGGCGAGAGCUCUUGACACACUCACUCCCCUACUCUCUCUGCCGUUACUGCCUCACUUCCAUAGCAACAACACAAAAGGAGAACAAUUGAAAACGAUGGCCGAGGAGCAGAAAGUUAUCGUUCCAAGAGUGAAACUGGGUAGCCACGGAUUGGAGGUCUCAAAGUUGGGCUUUGGAUGCAUGGGGCUUUCUGGAAUAUACAAUGCCCCACUCCCUGAAGAGGUUGGCAUUUCAAUCAUCAAGGAAGCUUAUAGCAAGGGGAUUACUUUUUUUGAUACAGCAGAUGUUUAUGGACCUCACACUAAUGAAAUCUUGGUUGGGAAGGCAUUGAAGCAUUUGCCUAGAGAAAAGAUCCAGUUGGCUACAAAAUUUGGUGUUUUUCCAAACAUUUCUGAAAUCAAGAAUCCUGCAAUCAAUGGCAGUCCUGAAUACAUCCGUGCAUGUUGCGAUGCUAGCCUGAAGCGUCUUGAUGUGGAGUACAUUGAUCUCUACUAUCAGCACCGUGUCGACACGUCCGUUCCAAUAGAGGAAACUAUGGGAGAGCUUAAGAAGUUAGUGGAAGAGGGAAAAGUUAAGUAUAUUGGAUUAUCCGAAGCAAGUCCCGAAACAAUAAAGAGGGCACAUGCAGUCCAUCCCAUUAGUGCAGUACAAAUGGAAUGGUCACUUUGGUCUCGUGACAUUGAAGAAGAAAUAAUCCCACUUUGCAGGGAACUUGGAAUUGCAGUAGUUCCAUAUAGCCCUAUCGGUCGCGGUUUUUUUGGUGGCAGAGCAGUCGUGGAAAGUUUGCCUUCGGAGUCUGUGCUGAAAAUUUAUCCAAGGUUCACGGAAGAAAAUAUCGAGAAGAACAAGGUGUUUUAUACUCGAAUAGAAAAACUGGCGGCAAAGCAUGGCUGUACUCCUGCUCAGCUUGCCCUUGCUUGGGUUCUCAAUCAAGGGGAUGAUGUGGUGCCUAUCCCUGGAACCACUAAGAUUAAAAAUAUGUAUGACAAUAUUGGAUCAUUGCAAGUUAAGUUGACAAAAGAAGACUUAAAGGAAAUCUCAGAUGCUGUUCCCAUUAAUGAAGUGGCUGGAGUAAGAUCUGCGCUGUUCCACCUUACAUGGAAGUUCGCUGACACACCACAACCUAAAAACAGCCAAGUCUGAACUUGAUAUGUACGUGAGAGCAAAGGGUUGCUGCUACGUUAUAUUUUGGCUUGUUAAAUAAAUUCCAUCUCGGACAAGUUUUAUCAUGGUGAAGAGGGAACAAAAUAAUGUAGUGUCAUACCCUAGUGUAUACAACUUCCUGUACAAAUCUUGGACAACCUAAAAAACAGUAUUUCUGGUACCUUUGUGCAGACAACUUCCUGGAAAAUUUAUAAAAGCUGCUGAAAGUCUUUGAAGGUU